Gossypium arboreum is the source of this 954-nucleotide messenger RNA. RefSeq names its product multiple organellar RNA editing factor 2, chloroplastic. Gene Ontology annotation, biological process: mitochondrial mRNA modification; cytidine to uridine editing. Lineage: Eukaryota; Viridiplantae; Streptophyta; Magnoliopsida; Malvales; Malvaceae. The transcript has 5 exons. Gene Ontology annotation, cellular component: mitochondrion. The record is from RefSeq and is a predicted model, not a curated record.
AUGCAAUUUUACGUUGAAAAUCCCUUUAAUGCAAAGAUUCGUGACGUUCAAAGCUGCUUCAUCACCUCCAAGUGCCUCUACUCCACCACCUCCAUCACCCACCCUCCUCCCGUACCUUCUCUCUUCUUCUCCCGUCGCCCUCUUUUCCCUGUUUCUCACGCCGUCCGAUUUCUACCUGUCCACCAUACUCGCUUCACCUCCAUCCGGUGCGGCGUCAACCGCUCCGGAAACUCGGCUUAUUCCCCUCUGAACUCGGGGUCAAACUUCAGUGACCGACCGCCCACUGAAAUGGCCCUGCUUUUUCCUGGGUGUGAUUACGAGCAUUGGCUUAUUGUUAUGGAUAAGCCCGGUGGCGAAGGAGCUACUAAGCAGGAAAUGAUUGAUUGCUAUAUUAAAACCCUUGCCAAAGUUGUUGGCAGUGAGGAAGAAGCUAAGAAGAAAAUUUACAACGUUUCCUGUGAGAGGUAUUUCGGAUUCGGCUGCGAAAUUGAUGAAGAAACGUCGAAUAAGCUAGAAGGAUUGCCUGGUGUUCUCUUCGUUCUUCCGGAUUCAUAUGUCGAUCCCGAAUACAAGGACUAUGGGGUUGAGUUGUUUGUUAAUGGCGAGAUUGUUCAAAGGUCACCUGAAUGACAAAGGAGGGUUGAACCACAACCCCAGAGAGCCCAAGACAGACCAAGGUACAAUGAUCGUACUCGCUAUGUUCGUCACCGAGAAAACAUGAGGUAAAUAAAAAACAAUGAAUGUGUAGAAAUCUUGAAAACAUUAAGCUUUCUGAUGUGUUCUUGGACAUAUUGAAGCUCAUUAUUACUAUGAGCAUUAUGUUUGGUGUUUUCAAGCUGUUCUUGGACACAAUUGAUUUAUGAUUUUGAGGUGUUCAUGGCUUAACCCAGAUUCGAAUUGGAUUUAUGUAUUAGAAUUAGUGUAUGAUCUAAAAGUAUUUGUAGCGACGUGAAA